AUGAAGCGUUUCUCCUGUGCGUUUUAUUUUAUAUUUUUGGCCAUAUUCGACCAAACGGCUCUUCUUGUUUGGACAGUUAAUCGUCUUACACGUGAACUUACUGAUGUUCAAUUAAGAAAUCGAAAUGAUAUACUAUGUAAAUUGUAUCUUCUACUUUUCUAUUAUUCAGCUCAAGCAGCCAUAUGGAUGCUUGUAUUGGCCACAUUUGAUCGCCUCUAUUUCACUCUUAAAAUAUGGCGCAAGACUUUUAUAUUUGGCAGUAAUUUUUCACUAAAUCGUCGAUCAUAUUUAAUUUUAUCUCUUCCAGUUGUUCUCAUUGCUCUUUUAUGCAGUAAUGCUAUACUCUUUGGUUCAUCCAUUCAAUAUUUUCCAGACACCAACGAGACUGCCUGUAUUAUAAUUAACAAAAAGAUUAACAGUGCCUAUGCGGUAAUUGAUUUUUGUGUCUAUGCCAUUGUUCCAUCUCUUUGUAUGUUGACAGGCGAUUCUAUUAUUCUCUGGAUCAUUCGAAAAAGUCGAUCACGAGUUCAUGUGAACGUUAAUAGUAGCAAUCACUAUCAAUAUGAUAUUCAUUUGUCAUUAGUUCUUGUCGCUAUCUCAGUUAUAUUUUUGAUAAUAGCUACACCAUAUAACAUUCUCGUUCUCAUGUACAAUUUUAAGCUGUUUAAUCCUGAUGAAACGACAAUAAUUAUUUAUGACACGGCAUAUGAUCUGGCUGGUCUUCUAUCGUGUGUUACUCAUGCAAUGCACUUUUAUCUCUUCAUACUCAUUAGUAAAUCUAUUCGAAAACAAUUUACACUAUUAGUACUGUCAUUUAUUCGAUAUUUAUCUGUUGGACACGCAAAUGUUCGUAGACGAUUAACACUACAGAAUAAACCAUCCUCCAUUAUAUCAUCGACUCAAAUACGACAAACUUAA
Molecule: messenger RNA, 918 nt
Organism: Didymodactylos carnosus
Lineage: Eukaryota; Metazoa; Rotifera; Eurotatoria; Philodinida; Philodinidae
Source: the annotation of a GenBank genome assembly